Lolium rigidum is the source of this 306-nucleotide messenger RNA. Its product is annotated as auxin-induced protein 15A-like. NCBI's taxonomy places the organism in Eukaryota, Viridiplantae, Streptophyta, Magnoliopsida, Poales, Poaceae. The record is from RefSeq and is a predicted model, not a curated record. Bases 1 to 306 code for a protein of 101 amino acids. Gene Ontology annotation, biological process: response to auxin. The transcript has a single exon.
AUGGGCGGGAAGCUGCAGCAGCUGAUGUCGAGGCUCCACCUGGCCAAGGGCGGAGGCGGGAGGGGCGGCGCCGCCGUGCCGAGGGGCCACUUCGCGGUGUACGUUGGCGAGUCCAGGGCGCGGUUCGUGGUGCCCACGGCGUACCUCAGGCACCCAGCGUUCGUGGCGCUCCUGGAGAGCGUGGAGGAGGAGUUCGGCUUCGACCACCACGGCGGCUCCGGAAUCACCAUACCGUGCUCCGAGAGGGACUUCGUCGAGCUCGUCGGCAGCCUGGGCUCGUCGUCACCGUCGUCGUGGCGGCAUUGA